Molecule: messenger RNA, 5785 nt
Organism: Lethenteron reissneri (Far Eastern brook lamprey)
Lineage: Eukaryota; Metazoa; Chordata; Hyperoartia; Petromyzontiformes; Petromyzontidae
Product: tripartite motif-containing protein 54-like
Molecular function (GO): zinc ion binding
Source: RefSeq, a predicted model, not a curated record
UCCUCCUGCUCAUCCUUCUACCUCGUCGUGGUCAGUCUCGCUACACGACGAACGGACGGGGAGACUCACGGGGGGACGACGACGACCACGAACGAGGUCGACCAUCAGCCCUCUGGGUGGACGAGGGAACGAAAGGAGAGAGGACGAGCCGUAGCGAUGAGCGUGCGGAGGGACGGCGCGGGGCCGGACUCGACGGCGUCGCUGCUGCUGCGCGAGUCCCAAGCGCGCGACGACCUGGAGCGCCAGCUGCUGUGCCCCAUCUGCCUGGAGAUGUUCUCCAAGCCUGUGGUCAUCCUGCCCUGCCAGCACAACCUGUGCCGCAAGUGCGCCAACGACGUGUUCCAGUCUCGUGGGGGGGGGCCCUCAAUCGGCGGGGGGGGCCGCUUCCGCUGCCCGUCGUGCCGCCACGAGGUGUUGCUGGACCGCCACGGCGUCUACGGCCUCCAGCGGAACCUCCUCGUCGAGAACAUCAUCGACAUCUACAAGCAGCAGCAACAGCAGCAGCAGCCCUCGCGGGGAGCAGCAGCAGCAGCGGGUCCCGGCGGCCGCAAGGUCGAUGAGCCGCACUGCACGGAGCACGAGGAGGAGCGCGUGAACAUCUACUGCUCCUCGUGCCGCACGCCCACCUGCUCCCUGUGCAAGGUGUUCGGCUCCCACCAGCACUGCCAGGUGGCGCCACUCGGCGUCGUCUACGAACAGCACAAGGGUGAGCUGAGUGAUGGGCUGGCGGAGGUGGUGGGGAGUAGCGAGCGACUGCAGGAAGUCAUGGAGCUGGAGGGAACGCUGCUCUCUCUCGACGAGAGCUCGAAGCUUCAGCAGCGCAUGAUCGGGGAGGCCUUCGAGGCGCUGUCCCAGGUGCUGGAGGGCCGCAAGCGGGCCCUGACGGCCGCCGUGCAGGCCCAGCAGGAGGUGCGGGCGCGCGCCAUCCGUGCGCGGGUGGCGCGGCUCACCCAGCGCGUCGACGACGCCUCCAAGCUGGUGGAGGCGGCGCUGCAGCUGCUCGAAGAGCCGGGCGCCGCCAAGUUCCUCCAGAGUGCCACGGGCCUCAUCGUAAGGAUGUCCGAAGUGGCCACCGCCGUGGACGCCCUCCCCGCGGGGUCGGGGGUCGAUGACCUCGGCAAGUUCCGCGUCGACUUCUCCCGCGAGGCCGACAUCCUGCGGAGACUCGACUUCGUGCCGGACGAGGUGACGGCGGUGGAGGAGAAAGUGGAGGAGCCGAGUGGUGAGGUCAAGGAGACGGCAGAAGUAGCGUCGGCGGCGGCGGUGGCGGCGACGGCAACAGCAGCAGCGGUGGCGGCGGCGGCGGCGACGACGACGACAGCGGCGACGGUGGCGGCGGCGACGACGACGACGACAGCGGCGACGGUGGCGGUGGCGGCGGCGGCGGCGGCGGGGGCUCAAGGCGAGGCCUCCGUUGGGCCGGGGGAGCCCCCGACAACGUUGGGGCCCGAGGAGGGGCCUCCACAGCCGGGACCCAGGGGCACCGACCCCGACCCGGGCUCGAACCCUAACGCCGCGGACUCCACGGCCAUCGAGUCGGCGCGGGGGGAGCGGAGCAGGGAGCCGGAGCUGCGGUCGUACAAGAUCCCCUCGGCGGGGGCAGGUCCACGGCAGGACCCCCCUCAGCCCGCCGCCACCCCCGGUGGGGUACCAAGGGGACCCGGGGUCGUGCGGAGCGCGGCACGGGGGCCGCCGACGUCACCCUCUUUGUGGCCAGGAGGCGGGGGGGGCCCCCCACCCCGAGGCGGCCUGUCGAUGAAGGAGGAACGGAACGAUGCCGGGACAAUGAAUGGAGGAGUAGGAGGAGGAGGAGGGACCGGGACCGCGACCGCCACCUCCGCUGGUACCGGCGCCGCUUCUCGAUUGUCGGAAGGAGGUCGCGAGUCCCUCCGGGAGGAACGGAAAGACGCGGGAACCACGAACGGAGCAGGGGCCGGUGCCGGGAUCGGUUCUUGGUGGGCGGAAGAAGACCCCGAGUCGUCGGACGGGAACUCGACGUUCGUUUUCUCGUUCGCGUGGCUCAACUCGCAGCACAAGUAGCCCUGGAGGGAGCGGAGGGUGGGGGGGCUUGGUUAUGAGGUUGGUGCUGCAGCUGUGAUUGGGCAGGGUGAGGGAGUCUGGGUAUCUUGUGUGAGCCUAUGAAUCUGAGUAUAGGGUUCUGUGUGAGGAUGGGUCUCUGAGUGAGUCUAUGGGUCACGAGGCGAGAUGGUGGUGGGGACUGUCAGGUCGAGUCUGAGUGAGUCUAUGAGUCUGAAUGAGUGAGUCUAUGGGUGUGAAUGAGUGAGUUUGAGUCUGAAUGAGUGAGUCUGUGCGUCUGAAUGAGUGAGUCUGCAUCUGAAUGAGUGAGUCUAUGGGUGUGAAUGAAUGAGUCUAUGGGUCUAUGACUGAGUCUAUAGGGCUCUGUGAUUAUGGGUCUGAAUGAGUGAGUCUGUGAGUCUGAAUGAGUGAGUCUGUGAAUCUGAAUGAGUGAGUCUAUGGGACUGAAUGAGUGAGUCUGUGGGUCUGAAUGAGUGAGUCUGUGCGUCUGAAUGAGUGAGUCUAUCGGUCUGAAUGAGUGAGUCUAUGGGUCUGAAUGAGUGAGUCUGUGCGUCUGAAUGAAUAAGUCUAUCGGUUUGAAUGAGUGAGUCUAUGCAUCUGAAUGAGUGAGUCUAUGCGUCUAAAUGAGUGAGUCUAUGUGUCUGAAUGAGGGAGUCGAUGCGUCUGAAUGAGUGAGUCUAUGGGUCUGAAUGAGUGAGUCUGUGGGUCUGAAUGAGUGAGUCUAUGCGUCUGAAUGAGUGAGUCUGGGUCUGAAUGAGUGAGUCUAUGCGUCUGAAUGAGUGAGUCUGACCGUACUAUCCGCCAAGCGGUUUCUCCCACUACACAGAAGAAACAGCCACAUGAAACUCCGACCAAAACUAUCACGUUACCAUACAUAGCAGGCGUGACCAAAAAGAUCUCCAAAAUUCUUAACAAACAUAAGAUCCAAGUCCGAUUCAGUACAGUGCAUAAAAUCCGUGAUCUGAUUCCAUCUGUGAAGGAUGUCGUUCCUGACUUACAGUAUCCUGGAGUCUACAAAUUGAGUUGCAUUUGUGGUGAUUGCUACAUUGGUGAAACAAAACGUCAUGUGGCUGAUCGUGUCCGCGAGCACAAGUCAGAUCUGAAACACGGCAGAACUGAUUCUUCGGCCGUUGCCGAUCAUUGCUACAACUCGGCGGGCUCUCAUGAAAUUGUCUUUUCCGAGACCAAGGUUCUCUGCAAACCUCCUGGCUACCAUCAAAGGUUUGUACACGAAGCCAUACAAAUAUACAAACACAGACAUAAUUUCAACCGUGAUGAUGGGUACAAACUCAGUAAUCAUUGGAAAGAUGUUAUUAACCACGCAAAAAAGACUUAAUUACACUUUUUUGGACCAUCUUAUCUGACAGGCACUAUUUUAAUUAAUUUACUUCACCGAGUGUUAACAUCUCCACGUGCAGUCUUUUAUCACCGCUCAACCUCCGCCCCGACACGUUUCCAUUCAUUGUGUUGAGCACUGCGUGAUGUCUUUGAUCACCGCUCACCCUCCGUCCCGACACGUCUCCAUUCAUUGUGUUGAGUGCUGCGUGCAGUCUUUGAUCGCCGCACACCCUCCGUCCCGACACGUUUCCACUCAUUGUGUUGAGCACUGCGUGCAGUCUUUGAUCGCCGCUCCUCCUCCCUCCCGAUACGUUUCCAUUCAUUGUGUUGAGCACUGCGUGCAGUCUUUGAUCACCGCUCCUCCUCCCCCCCGAUACGUUUCCAUUCAUUGGCUACCACAGUCUGAUAAGCUCUCCAACCCCCCCCCUCUCCACCUCCCUUCAACUUGCUUAUAAGGGAUUACAUCUUGAAUAAUUGCUUCACUUGAUGCAGCUAAUUCGGCUGUGACGGUCCCACCUGAUGACGGAGACUUGUGUUGCCUCCGAAACGUCGUUAUUUUUAUUUUAUUUUUAUUUUGGAUGUUUUACUUACGUGACUUAACCGAAAAAACCUAAGAAUAUGAGUCUGGGUCUGAAUGAAUGAGUCUAUCGGUUUGAAUGAGUGAGUCUAUGCAUCUGAAUGAGUGAGUCUAUGAGUCUGAAUGAGUGAGUCUAUGGGUCUGAAUGAGUGAGUCUAUGGGUCUGAAUGAGUGAGUCUAUGGGUCUGAAUGAGUGAGUCUAUGCGUCUGAAUGAGUGAGUCUAUGAGUCUGAAUGAGUGAGUCUAUGGGUCUGAAUGAGUGAGUAUGGGUCUGAAUGAGUGAGUCUAUGAGUCUGAAUGAGUGAGUCUAUGGGUCUGAAUGAGUGAGUCUAUGCAUCUGAAUGAGUGAGUCUAUGGGUCUGAAUGAGUGAGUCUAUGGGUCUGAAUGAGUGAGUCUAUGGGUCUGAAGGAGUGAGUCUGUGCGUCUGAAUGAGUGAGUCUAUUGGUCUGAAUGAGUAAGUCUAUUGGUCUGAAUGAGUGAGUCUAUGAGUCUGAAUGAGUGAGUUUAUGGGUCUGAAUGAGUGAGUCUAUGGGUCUGAAUGAGUGAGUCUGUGCGUCUGAAUGAGUGAGUCUAUUGGUCUGAAUGAGUGAGUCUGUGAGUCUGAAUGAGUGAGUCUGUGGGUGUGAAUGAGUGAGUCUAUUGGUCUGAAUGAGUGAGUCUAUGCAUCUGAAUGAGUGAGUCUAUUGGUCUGAAUGAGUGAGUCUGUGAGUCUGAAUGAGUGAGUCUGUGCGUCUGAAUGAGUGAGUCUAUUGGUCUGAAUGAGUGAGUCUAUGCAUCUGAAUGAGUCUAUGGGUCUGAAUGAGUGAGUCUAUGGGUCUGAAUGAGUGAGAUUGUGGGUCUGAAUGAGUGAGUCUGUGGGUCUGAAUGAGUGAGUCUGUGGGUGUGAAUGAGUGAGUCUGUGGGUGUGAAUUGAGUGAGUCUGUGAGUCUGAAUGAGUGAGUCUGUGAGUCUGAAUGAGUGAGUCUGUGGGUCUGAAUUAGUGAGUCUAUGAGUCUGAAUGAGUGAGUCUAUGGGUCUGAAUGAGUGAGUCUUUGAGUCUGAAUGAGUGAGACUAUGGGUCUGAAUGAGUGAGUCUGUGGGUCUGAAUUAGUGAGUCUAUGAGUCUGAAUGAGUGAGUCUAUGGGUCUGAAUGAGUGAGUCUUUGAGUCUGAAUGAGUGAGACUAUGGGUCUGAAUGAGUGAGUCUAUGGGUCUGAAUGAGUGAGUCUGUGGGUCUGAAUGAGUGAGUCUAUGGGUCUGAAUGAGUGAGUCUAUGGGUCUAAAUGAGUGAGUCUAUGUGUCUGAAUGAGUGAGUCUAUGUGUCUGAAUGAGGGAGUCGAUGCGUCUGAAUGAGUGAGUCUAUGGGUCUGAAUGAGUAAGUCUAUGCGUCUGAAUGAGUGAGUCUAUGUGUCUGAAUGAGUGAGUCUAUGGGUCUGAAUGAGUGAGUCUGUGGGUCUGAAUGAGUGAGUCUGUGGGUCUGAAUGAGUGAGUCUAUGCGUCUGAAUGAGUGAGUCUAUGGGUCUGAAUGAGUGAGUCUGUGGGUCUGAAUGAGUGAGUCUAUGGGUCUGAAUGAGUGAGUCUAUGGGUCUAAAUGAGUGAGUCUAUGUGUCUGAAUGAGUGAGUCUAUGUGUCUGAAUGAGGGAGUCGAUGCGUCUGAAUGAGUGAGUCUAUGGGUCUGAAUGAGUGAGUCUAUGUGUCUGAAUGAGUGAGUCUAUGUGUCUGAAUGAGGGAGUCGAUGCGUCUGAAUGAGUGAGUCUAUGGGUCUGAAUGAGUAAGUCUAUGCGUCUGAAUGAGUGAGUCUAUGUGUCUGAAUGAGUGAGUCUAUGGGUCUGAAUUAGUGAGUCUGUGGGUCUG